UCAGACAAACCAGCUUCGACUCUGCUUUCUGCUUAAUAGAGAGUAGAGGGUUUUUUACUGGUUUAUUAUUGCUCAACUUACUUAAUUAACUACACCCAAGUAGAUAUUUUUCAAGUAAAUUCAUAUCAAUUGAAUACAAUGUCCAAGACUACUGGUACAUGUAUAGUGAAGAAACAUCAGUGGGGCUCUAAUGUGAAGGCCACCUUUUAUGUUAUGAGAUUUGAAGAUGAUAAUGGUGAAAUUAGAAGUGAUAGCUUUUACCUUGAUGGCCGCCCUGAAGCCACAGCUAUAGUUUAUGCAAUAACGACGGGUUACUAUAAACAUCAUAAACCUCCACAUUGCCUUGAUGUCAAAGUUAAAGUUAAGACAAGCAGUGUAAAAAGAAAAGUUUUUGUUGCAAAGGAGUGUCGCAAUAUUUUACUAAACAUAAAAACCGAAGGAUUUGAUAAACAUCUUCUGUGUCAAAAUGAAUGGACAGAAGUAAUAGUUAUAAAAGAAAAACAACCUGACACCUCUGUAUGUAAAAAUGAAAAAGUUUUUUUGUAUACCUUUGAUAUCAACUUCACAGUAGAUGUCUCAACUCAAGAGGACCUCUUAAAUGUGUACAGUGAACUUUAUCAAGAAAUAGAGUUCACCGACUUCAAGCUGCGGGCGACUGAUGGCACUGUGCCUGUACAUAAAAGUAUACUGUUCAUUCAUAGCGAGAUGUUCCGGGCAAUGCUGAAGGGGCAGUGGAGAGAGACAGGAGAAGCCAGCAUUGACAUGGUGGGGGUGACAGUACAGACCUUACAACACUUGAAGGAAUACAUGUACUUAGGCACUAUUCCCAAUACAGGGCUAGAACCACUUCUUUUGUUGGCGAGACGCUGUUUGAUGGAUAAGUUGGCUGCCGGAUGCAUAAAAAAGUUGAUCAAAAAUGUAACUCCGGCCUCAUUUAAUGCUCUUUUUGAUCUUGCAUUUCAAAACAACAUACCUGAACUAAUGAAAGGACUUGUAUUUGAAAAUUCCCAAUAAUGCUGUAGGUACAGUCAACCAAUUGGAAUCCUAGGCCACUCUACAACCAUGUCAAAAUGACAAGCAGUAAGAGAUUUCUUACAAUCCUACCUCCUCCUACAAACAUUUUGUUACU
Messenger RNA from Leguminivora glycinivorella, 1129 nucleotides. RefSeq lists its product as uncharacterized. The record is from RefSeq and is a predicted model, not a curated record. Gene Ontology annotation, biological process: regulation of proteolysis; proteasome-mediated ubiquitin-dependent protein catabolic process. Lineage: Eukaryota; Metazoa; Arthropoda; Insecta; Lepidoptera; Tortricidae. Gene Ontology annotation, cellular component: cytoplasm. Gene Ontology annotation, molecular function: ubiquitin protein ligase binding. The transcript has 2 exons. The coding region runs from base 139 to 1014 and encodes 291 amino acids.